AUGCCCAAAUCUUUCCUAGUUAAGAAGAGAACAAAGUCAAAAGUCUAUUACUCGGAUAGCGAAGAUGAAAAUGUUUAUACUGGCGAACAAAAACAAGGUAAAUCAAUCUCUAUAUACGACCUGGCUGUUAAUAUAAAAUGCAUGCACUUGUCGGCUGUCGCCACAUGUGGGUAACAAGUGCAUCGAUUUUUUUCCAUUUUUAUUCGCGAAGGCUGUUCGAACUUAAAGCAAGUCAGCUUAUAUACAGUAAGGGUAGCUAGUUAUGUUUAUGUAGCGAAUUGCAAAUGAACGCUUUUGAUAAGGUUAACGUCGAGAUAGAAGUGCGUUGUUAAGUUUACAUUCGCACAGGUGUUGCCAGAGUGACAAAAGGCCAACAGACUGCGAGUUAUUUGCUUUAAUUACACAUUUACACUACUUAUGAUUCUUCUAGAACAGAACGUUUUGAAACGGAAAGAAACACGUUUAUUGUGGAAGCCGUAUGCGAACGAAAGCAAAGCUAGUAAAAGUAAAAGACCAAUUGAUGUCUGGUCGAGUUAUACACCUGCUACCGAAGGACACGAGACAGACGAUAAAUCACAGCCUUUGGCAUUACCGGCAGACGCAGUGAAGCAUGUCAAUGAAAGGCAAAUAAGUUGGCGAAAUAUGAAAUUAGCGCCGUACAAGAUACAAUCUCCGUCGGAGCUACAGGACUUGGAAGCAAAGCACCAAUGCAGUCGUUGUCAAAGAACAUAUACUAGCAAUGCAGCCUUAGUGAAACACCAGCGGUAUUAUUGCAAUUUCUACCAGACAAAAUCAUUUACUUGUAAAUAUUGUGAUAAGGUUUAUCUAUCACUAGGCGCCUUGAAGAUGCAUAUUCGCACACAUACACUGCCAUGUACUUGUAUGAUUUGUGGUAAGGCGUUCAGCAGACCAUGGUUACUCCAAGGCCAUGUUAGAACACACACUGGGGAAAAGCCUUAUGAAUGUUCAUACUGUAAUCGUGCAUUUGCUGAUCGUUCCAACCUACGAGCGCAUCUACAGACGCAUUCGCAAGUUAAAAAGUACAGAUGCGAACAGUGCGCAAAGACAUUUUCUCGUAUGUCGUUACUGUUAAAACACCAGAACAAUGGUACAUGUGUUGUGUAG
Molecule: messenger RNA, 1125 nt
Organism: Paramuricea clavata
Lineage: Eukaryota; Metazoa; Cnidaria; Anthozoa; Malacalcyonacea; Plexauridae
Source: the annotation of a GenBank genome assembly